Molecule: messenger RNA, 1526 nt
Organism: Zea mays
Lineage: Eukaryota; Viridiplantae; Streptophyta; Magnoliopsida; Poales; Poaceae
Product: Ribosomal protein L7/L12-like
Exons: 1
Coding region: 35-697 (220 amino acids)
Biological process (GO): translation
Cellular component (GO): ribosome; mitochondrion
Molecular function (GO): structural constituent of ribosome; mRNA binding
Source: RefSeq, marked provisional
UCAUCUGAGGGGGUUAUCGGGCCGAAAUUUCUACAUGGGCCUAACCCCAGAUCCAAGCUUCCAAACUCAUCGCCCUCCCCACGGCCAGAACCCUAGCCUCGUCGCCAUGGCCUCCUCCUUGCUCCGCUCCGGCCACCGCCUCUUUCUCCGACGCCACCGCCUACCCGCGGCAUUCUCCACCGCUACGGCCGAGGAGCUAAUCGACGUACGCAAGCUUCCCACCAACUACGACCCCUCCACCUUCGACCCGUCCUCCCCGUCCCGCCCGCUGCCGUCCGACCGCGUGUGGCGCCUCGUCGAGGAUGUCUCCUCCCUCACCCUCGCGGAGACCGCGGCUCUCUCCUCUCUCCUCCUCCGCCGCCUCGACAUACCCUCCGCACCACCCAUCGCCAUCCUCAACUCCGCCGCGGGGCUGGGCGGCGCCGCCACGGCCGGCGCGGCGGGGGAGAAGGCGGGGGCGGCGGCGGCGGCGGCGGCCGAGAAGACCGUCUUCGAGCUGCGGCUGGAGGGCUACGACGCUGCGAGCAAGAUCAAGGUGAUCAAGGAGAUCCGGUCGUUCACCGACCUGGGGCUGAAGGAGGCCAAGGAGCUGGUGGAGAAGGCGCCUGCGGUGAUCAAGGGCGGCCUAUCCAAGGACGAAGCCAAGGCGAUCAUCGAGCGGAUGAAGGCAGUUGGCGCCAAGGUCGUCAUGGACUGAUCAGAACAAGCCUUUUUCAACGGUGAAAUCCUGCAACUGCGAAUCUAUGCUUCAUUUCAGAUCAACUUUAAGUGCAAGGAUGGACGGGUGGAUUGUGGACAGUUCCUCUAUGAACUUGCGGAAAUUGAUGUGGCACAGCGCUAAUAGGUUUUCAAGCACGUUAAUCAAAUGAACAUUGAUCCUGCAAUGCUAUAGGGUAUUGGCAUCAAUCGCUCGUCAUUAUGUUCGAAUUUGUGACCUUUCAAUUGUGGGAAGUUAAAAUGACAUAGUUAGUUAUUUUGUUCAUCGCAGGGUCUUGUUUGAGACUGGAUGUCCAUAUGGAUACAAUAACAUUUUGCUCUUGUUUCUGUGAAUGUACAAAUCGAUUCUUAUUGAAUGCAACUUAACUCUCGACUGUUGUUGCUAUAAUGCUAUGUGCAGGUGGCCAGGUGCUGUAGCUCCAUGCGCUUCUCUAUCCUCAGGGUUGAUGCCGCAUGCUGCUUGGCUCGGCACUGUUACUGAAAUUUCGAGGCUCAACGGUCUUCAAUCAUUCAUGUCAUCAUGUGUUUCUUCUUGUCCUGUUUAGGAAUAGCCUUCGCUAACAGGAAACAGGGAAUAAAUUAUUUCUAAAUUUGAGAUAAAAAGCAUGCACAGUUGGAGUAUUAAAGCAUGUGUUCUACUUCUAGGCCUCUGGUUGACGUCUUGCCUUACGUAGACUGAUUGGUACACUGUCUCACUCACGGUUUGCCACACCUAAAGUUAGGCUAGUUUGACUAGAUUAGAAGUGUGUUUUGUUUGUAGCUAUAGUUGUGAUAAGAUUUUUCUUUCAUUAAUGACUUGUAAAAACGUU